This is a messenger RNA of Alternaria atra, 1215 nucleotides long. RefSeq lists its product as uncharacterized. Lineage: Eukaryota; Fungi; Ascomycota; Dothideomycetes; Pleosporales; Pleosporaceae. Gene Ontology annotation, cellular component: cytoplasm. The transcript is spliced from 3 exons. Gene Ontology annotation, molecular function: hydrolase activity, acting on ester bonds. The coding region runs from base 1 to 1215 and encodes 404 amino acids. The record is from RefSeq and is a predicted model, not a curated record.
AUGCCUACCACAAGACAUACACGGUUUUUUUGGCUGCUGGCUACUACAGUUAGUGCUGCCAUUAUCCAGAGCAGAUACAACCCUCAGUAUGCGGGUAUCCAAUUUGCCUCGGACAGGAAGCUUUCAAUCACCGUCUUCAGUGAUCUCCACUUCGGUGAGCCUGAUUCUCAACGCGGUCGGCCCUAUGCAGACCUCAAGACGGUUGGUGUCAUGAACUCCGUCCUCGACAACGAGAAACCCGACUUUGUCGUCCUCAAUGGUGACCUCCUCUCUUGCGAGUGGGUGGGACCUGGAGGCGCAAAUUCAUUGAUCGAUCAGAUAAUGGCUCCGCUUGUCAACCGCAACCUACCUUUCGGCGCAACGUUCGGUAACCAUGAUGCUUCCAAGACUUGCAGCACUAGGGACAUAUCCGAACAUAUGUGGUGGGAUAUCAAGGGCCAGAAUGGCAAGAAACUGUCUUAUACAACGCAGUUGGUAUCUGGCGAGGUUGAUCAAGUCGGCUGGAGUAACUACUUCGUUCCCAUUUACAGCUCUCAGAAUGCUGCUGAACUGAAGAUGCUCUUGUGGUUCUUCGAUAGCAAAGGUGGCCGCAAGUAUCAACCUAACGGCAAUGAUAUCGGAGUUACAAACUGGGUUGACGAGAAGGUUGUCGAGUGGUUCCGCAACACCAACAACGCAUUCACCCAGCAAUAUGGUCGCGCGAUCCCCAGCAUGGCUUUCGUGCACAUCCCGAUACAUGCAACGAGGUCUUUCCAACGGAAUGGGCGUAGCCGCACCAUGAACCCAGGCCUUAACGAAGAGAGCAUCGGACAGCAGGGCGAUGUACGCGACAGCACCGGAAACAAUUGCAAGUAUUCCGGCGCCGACAUACCGUUCAUGGGGGCGCUCGUCGAGACUGAGGGACUUAUGGCUGUUUUCUCAGGUCACGACCAUGGUGUGGACUGGUGCAUGAAAUGGGCCAAAGAUCUCCCCGAUACAUCUCCUAGUAACGGCAACGGCCUCAACAUCUGCUUCAAUCGCCACUCGGGCUACGGCGGCUACACAAACUGGGCACGCGGCGCGCGCCAGAUCGUCGUCAAAGAGGACAUGUUGGACGCGAAGGUCGUGGACACUUGGAUCCGUAUGGAGAAUGGAAAGAUUUCGGGUCGGAUUUCGCUCAAUGCUACCUUCGGUACAGACCAGUAUCCGGUGGUGGACAAGUCCAAGACCUCAUAG